Molecule: messenger RNA, 3232 nt
Organism: Saccostrea cuccullata (small rock oyster)
Lineage: Eukaryota; Metazoa; Mollusca; Bivalvia; Ostreida; Ostreidae
Product: TWiK family of potassium channels protein 7-like
Exons: 3
Coding region: 678-2087 (469 amino acids)
Biological process (GO): stabilization of membrane potential; potassium ion transmembrane transport
Cellular component (GO): plasma membrane
Molecular function (GO): potassium ion leak channel activity; outward rectifier potassium channel activity
Source: RefSeq, a predicted model, not a curated record
ACCCAGCAUUCCUGGCAGCUUCCGAGCGCGCCUGGUAUGUGUCUGUUUAUUAGAGAGCUCCUAUUAUGAAUUGAUAUUUGAUUAAUGCCGUUAUACUAGGAAGCAGUUGAUGAGUCCUAAAAUUUGAUGGAUGGUCUUCUAAACCUGAUAACGAUAUCUACCGAGAGGCUUUAGGAUGUGUGGCCACAUGCUCCUAGACAUCCAUCAAUGCUCCUCCAUGUCCAGUGACCGAGUAAAGAUAAUCUAUAACAUAUAUUAAAGCUCAAAGCAGUCUUUGGUUUAACUGCUCAUAAAUCAGCCCGCUUAAUUGGAGUGUUCGAUAAGUAUGCCCCCUUGUUGUGGAAUGGUUACAGUUUGUUAUUCUAUUCUUCAAUGUCGGAAGAAAUUAAAGGCUAUUCUAAAAUAAGUAUUGAAAGUUGGAAACUGCCAGAAGAAACGGUGAUUGUCAUUGGAGGGUUAUUAAAAUAGGUUCAUUAUCGGUAUGAGGAGAGAAAGCCAUCGAUCAUCGAAAGAAAGGAAUAAGAUGAAGCAGCAGUCGUUAUUGCAAUAAAUGCUUAAUUGAAAAUGAAAGUUAUCAUCGGAAAGGUCUGGGUAUCUGUAGAAUGUAACAUUCAGCAUGUGGGAUUUAACUUCUAGCAUGUAUAGACUACUAUAACAGUGUUCAUUCGUGUAAAACUAUGGCCGGGAGCAGUGAUGAGAAAGAGCAAAAACUGUCAACAGAUGAAGAAAGGGACGAAGUAGAUGAACAUUCCGAUGAAAUUAAUGACGAUGUGAUUUCCGUAAAAUUUAACAAUGGAGGACAACAUACAUUUGGUGAGGAAGCAAUAAGUGUCGUUGUAUCUGACGAAAAACCAAAUAGUACGAAAGAAAAAGGGCAAAGACGAUGUUGUUUUUGUUGUAUUAACUGCCUCCGUAGGUGUAAACGACAAGAUGAAAACAAAGAGUCCAAAACUGACAGUAAGACUAAAAGACAAACCUCUCAAGUCCGAAACUUGUCUAAAAGUGAGCAAAGAAAAGAACGGUGUUGGGUAUGUUGUAAAAAGUUUACAGCAUUCCUCUUUUCCCACAUUGGACUUUGUGGACUUGUAAUAGCUUACUCUAUCAUGGGUGGUUUCGUUUUCAUGUCUUUAGAAGCAAGUCAUGAAAUAAUGGAGCGGGGUAGUGUAGAUAUGAGGAGGAAAUCGCAGAUAGAGAGACUGUGGAAUAUUACCAAUUUUAAUUUGAUUCUCGGAAAGAAAAACUGGACCUAUGAAGUGGACAAAGUGUUGAGAGAUUUCCAGACAGAUAUAUACGAGGCGACCAAAUUACGAGGGUGGGACGGACAAGGCGAGGAUGCGGACGCUCAGUGGUCGUUCGCCAAUUCUCUUCUUUAUUCCAUAACUGUUAUUACCACUAUAGGCUAUGGACAUAUUGCCCCGAAGACAGACAUGGGAAAAUUUAUAACGAUAGUCUACGCUUUGGUUGGUAUCCCCAUCACACUGCUUUGUUUGGCAAAUUUAGGAGGAUUUCUGGGAAACUGUUUCCGGUGGUUCUACAAACAUGUCUGCUUAUUGACAAUAUGGCUGUGCUGUCCGUCACAGGCAAAAUGGUCAUCCGAGAGAAAACGGGACAGAGAUAUGAAUAAGACCUUAGACAAGACUCACCAACCAAAGACAUUGACCAAAAGAAAGUGGUCACAAGACAGCAUAGAAAAAGGUCAGCUGAUUGGAAAUAAUGACGUCAUCGAGAUGGUUGUAACUGAAAAAGGCCCGAAGGAGCAGGUGCGUGUUCCAAUUUUCGUCAGUCUUAUGCUGAUUACACUGUACAUUUUCGGCGGUGCCAUCUUGUUUUCUGAGUGGGAGAAUUGGCCCUGGCUUGAUGGGGCUUAUUUCUGCUUUAUUACAUUAAGUACGAUAGGAUUUGGAGAUCUAGUUCCCGGAAUGAGAUCUGAUUCCCCGGCAAACCAAGAAAAACUUAUUUUGUGUGCAUUUUAUCUCAUAUUUGGACUGGCCAUUAUUGCAAUGUGUUUUGACUUGAUGCAAGAAGAGGUUCGAGCUAAAUGCAGAUGGUUAGGUCAAAAACUUGGUCUUAUUGAAACGGAAGAUUGAUUCCAAACUUACAUAUUCCAGUAGCAACAUGGAUUUAUCUAUUAUUUUACGACUAUUACUUGCUCUAGGUUAUCUGUAAAAUUUGAUUGCCCGUUUUUGACCGAUUGGCUAAAAAUGGUCUGACUCAAAACUUUUUUCACCCCUAGGAAAUUAUUAACAAUAUUUUCAUGUAUCCCGGAAAAUACAGUUUGAAAAUUCAGCAUUGAUGUUGAAAUUUGAAUGUUUUCCCAUUUACUUACCAAUUUUUUUCAUCUGAGUCAGGAGAGGGCAAACAGACACUGGUAUCACGUAAAAACUUCAGACGGAAUACGUACUUACAUUAUUUAUUAAAUCUUGCAGUUGAAAGCAUUUGUCACUAUGAAUGUCAAUACAGCAUAAAUGAAAUAAAAAGUGGGCGUUAAUGGAAAAUUGUAAUUGAUAUGCAUGGAAUUGUAAUUGAUAUGCACAGAAAUUGUAUUUUGACUGUGUAGCAAACACAUAUUGACAUAUGAAACUCUGUACAACCAUAGUUUUUCAAUGCUGAUUAAAUAUGACAAACUUUUUUUUAAAUUACAAAACUUAUAUAAGAAUUUAAAUAUGUUUAGCCCAAUUUUCAAAAUUACUCAACAUACAAAACUCUUUUUUUUCUGUCGAAAUCUUUAUUAACGAAUUUUUUGUGAUAAUCUAUUAAGAUUAAGAUUCAACUAUCAUUUUCAUCAGAUUUACCUCAUUAUCUCCUUUCCUUUAUCAAUUGCUAUAUUUUUAUAUGUGACAGAAAAGAAAAUAGCCAUAUGUGUUUCAAUGUACAUCUGUAUACACCUUUUUGGCGAUGACAUCCCAUGUUUUUCGUCAUAAUAAAGUUCUUUUUUUUCAGUAAGCAUGAUCAGCAAGUUUUCGGUUUUGAAUUAAAUUUUUACAUAGCAUUUUGCCCAAUGUAAACAGCACUUUAACUAUUUGUAAGAUAAAUUUAUUGGUGAUUUCCGUUAUUGCAUCUCAUAUUACAUGUCGAGACGCCCCGCUUUUCAAUAAGUUUGCUACUUUUGUCUAUAAUUAGUCUUGUCUAAAGUAAAACUGUAUGAUGGAUGGAACUUGAAUAAUGAAUAUAAGUGCAAGUUGAUUAAUGUUAAACAUAUGUUUCACUGCAUUAAUUAAAGUCUUACAAGCAA